Neoarius graeffei (lesser salmon catfish) is the source of this 2100-nucleotide messenger RNA. It is a transcript of the gene prkag3a, whose product is annotated as protein kinase, AMP-activated, gamma 3a non-catalytic subunit. The coding region runs from base 862 to 1866 and encodes 334 amino acids. The transcript is spliced from 11 exons. NCBI's taxonomy places the organism in Eukaryota, Metazoa, Chordata, Actinopteri, Siluriformes, Ariidae. The record is from RefSeq and is a predicted model, not a curated record.
UAAUUGAUGCUUCAUUAUAAUUAACAGAUGCCAGAUUGUAACUUGACGAUGCCACACUGUAACUGGCAGAUGCCAUUCAGUAACUAAUUGGUGCUAUGUCAUAAUUAACAGAUGCCAGAUUGUAACUGGCAGGUGCCAUUCAGUAACUAAUUGAUGCUUCAUUAUAAUUAACAGAUGCCAGAUUGUAACUUGACGAUGCCACACUGUAACUGGCAGAUGCCAUUCAGUAACUAAUUGGUGCUAUGUCAUAAUUAACAGAUGCCAUUCAGUCACUAGUUGGUGCCACUUCGUAAUUAACAGAUGCCAUUCAGUAAUUUGGAGGUGGCACUCAGUAACUAAAGCAUGCCACUCCAUAACUAAUAGAUCCCUUUCAGUAACUAGUAGGUGCCACUCUGUAACUGACCGGUAGCUUUCCAUAACUAACAGGUGACUAGCAGAUGCCACUCCGUAACCAUCAGAUGGCAUCCUCUGACUGGCACAGCAGCUGAAACCGAACCAGCAGCUAUUUUAAGAAGACAUUCUCAGUUCCUGUCUCAGAGUUUGGUCUUUAAUCCUAUUUAUCAUCCAACUCCUUCAGGACGUGGCAGAACAGAUGACUCAGACACCCUGCCCAGAAAUGCAGGCGGCUGGGAAAGCUGACAGUCACAAGACGUUAUGAUGUAUUUAUGGACUUCACGUUACUCCAUGAUCAGUGACUAACUCUGCGUCCACAGUGCACACGUUUCUAUACUUCGACUCAAACGACGAGGACACGAGGUGACCGCGUUCUUAUUUGUAGUCAGCAAGGAAAAGAGCGGACAGGAAUACCGUACUGGUUCUGACGGGAACGGCCUUGCUAGUCUGUCGUAGUGUUCGAGGAGAAUGCAAACACGCACACACCUGCUGUCUCCUGUCUCCGUUUCAGCGCCCGACCCAGGAGCUGAGGCCUACCUCAACUUUAUGAAGAAACACUCCUGUUACGACGCCAUUCCCACCAGCUGUAAGCUCGUUAUUUUCGACACAGCUCUGCAGGUAAAGAAAGCUUUCUUUGCAUUAGUGGCAAACGGUUUACGAGCAGCGCCGCUAUGGGACAGCAAACUGCAGAGAUUUGUGGGCAUGCUGACCAUCACAGACUUCAUCAGCAUUCUCCAUCGCUUCUAUAAAUCCCCAAUGGUUCAAAUUUACGAGCUGGAGGAUCACAAGAUUCAGACAUGGAGAGGUGAUUCAUUUCAAAAUGUUUACCUGCAGUACUAUAAUCAGAACCUCGUCAGCAUCAGACCUGAAGCGAGCCUUUUCGAUGCCGUUUAUUCCUUACUGAAGCACAAAAUCCACCGUCUGCCUGUCAUCGACCCCGAAUCUGGGAACGUCCUCCACAUUUUAACCCACAAGCGAAUUCUCAAAUUCCUGUAUAUAUUUAGAGCCACGAUCCCAACACCACAAUUUCUGCAGAAGAAAAUUGGAGAAGCAGGAGUGGGGACAUUCAGAGACAUCGCCACCAUCCAGCAGACGGCCACCGUGUACGAUGCUUUGUCCAUUUUCGUGGAAAGACGAGUGUCUGCUCUGCCUGUGGUGGAUGAAACUGGUAAGGUAGUGGCUCUUUACUCAAGAUUUGAUGUGAUAAAUCUGGCAGCGCAGAAAACCUACAACAACCUGAGCAUGAGCAUGGAGGAGGCGUUGAGGAGACGGCGCUGUUUCGUCGAGGGGGUUAUUAAGUGCUAUCCUGACGAAACGUUAGAGACUGCUGUCGACAGAAUCGCUGAUGCAGAGGUUCACAGGCUGGUCCUGGUGGACCGAGAAGACAACACGGUGCGAGGCAUCAUCUCCCUCUCAGAUCUUCUCCAGGCCAUGAUUUUAUCUCCAGCAGGCAUCGACGCUCUGCUCGCUUAACCCAAGCGCGACGGGUCCACUCCUCAUCCUGUGUUCACUCACUUCCUCCUUCUCCUCCAUCACGUCCCACAGAUAUUGCAGAAUGAGAAGCUGUGAUGAACACACACACACAAGCACGUGCGUGCGUCUUGGAAAGAAAAAAAAAGCAUCAGCUGCUAAACUGAAAAUUGUGUCCUUUAUUGUUUUUUGUUGUAAAUAAAAUUUUUGUACAAUUUGUGUUCACACAGCGAAAAU